UAAGUCACUCUCAGAAAAACUGACUGCUUGCUUCAUGGCUGGAAGUGCACUCUCACUUUCUAAAAGAGGACGGAGAGGGUUAACGUGUAGAGGCAGUUCCAGGAGCUCAGGUGAGGUGUGGCACUUUUUCAUUACCGGGCCCUGCAGUUACAGUGCAAACACCUUGGAGUGCAGCAGCCGCUGCGUGCUUUCUAGAGGAGACUUGCUAUGGCUGACUCUGACAUACACCUAGGAUCAGUACUAGGCAGCUCCGUCUCAAUGGCAAAGGGGCAACAGGCCUAUAAGGGCAGUAACUUCUCAGGUCAGAAAAUGGAGGGUGAAGAACCGAAUGGUUUUGAAAACCAAGAAAGUGCUAAUCCAGCAUCGGAGCUGCAGGGCAGUCUGACUGUAAAUGGUUCUGAGAAGGAAACCAGUCCGUCCAGCUUUCUGGAGCAGGGGAACGGAGUGUGUGGACAUGAAGACAUUCUGUGUGAUUUCUGCUUGGCUGAGAAGGUCCCGGCAGUGAAGUCUUGCCUGACCUGCAUGGUGAAUUACUGUGAGGACCAUCUCCGGCCCCACCUGGAGAACAGCAAGCUGCAGAGCCACAAGCUGGUGGACCCCUCGAAGGAAAUAGACUUGCAGACCUGUGAGGCUCACAAGGGUCGCUUGGGCUGGUUCUGUCAGAUGGAUCUGGUCUGUGUCUGUGAGGAAUGCCUUGCCGGAGAGCACAGCGGACACAGUGCAGUCACCUGUGAGGCUGCCCGGAAGGAGAAAGAGAGAGAACUUCUUCGGACCCAAAUGGAAUAUGACGGGAAAAUAAAGUCUGCUGAGAAUGCGAUUGUCAAACUGCAGAAUAACACUCAGUCUAUUGUGAGCUCCAUCUCUGAAGUGAGAAACCUGGUUGAAGAGCAGUUUGGGGAGCUGCAGGAAGCUGUCAAAAAGGCCCAUUUGGAUGUGCUGUCAUUUUUGGAGGAGAAGGAACGUGCAGCAGUUAAUCAUGCCAAUGGGAUAAAGAUCCACUUGGAACACAAGUGUGCCAUGAUGGAGGAGAACAAGUGCAGGGUGGAGAAAAUGGUCUCCCACACCAAUGACACCCUCUUCCUACAGGAAUACUGCGAAUUCAAGAAGAACGCAGGGGUGGACACGCUUCCCAGUGUUUACAUCGGACUGAAAGAUAAGCUAUCAGGGAUCAGAAAGGUUGUUGUGGAGUCAACAGAUCAUUUGCUACAGCUUCUCCAAAUCUCCUAUAAGGAAAAGCUCCAGGAGUUUGCAAAGGAAGAGGACUGUGGGAUCAAAACGUUGGUAACUGCAAUCGUAUCACCCAAGCAUCGCAUAUCUGCUCCAGAGCCAAAAACUAGAAGUGACUUUCUCAAAUACACAUUCCCAUUAACAUUUGACCCAGUCACAGCUCACAGAUAUCUCAGGCUCUUGGAGGACAACCACAAGGUGACAAACACCACUCCUUGGGAACACCCAUACCCAGAUGACCCAGAAAGAUUUGAGCACUGGCGUCAAGUGCUGUCAGAUAAGAGUAUGUACAUUGGUCGCUAUUACUUUGAGGUUGAGAUAUCAGGACCUGGCAUUUACCUUGGUGUGACAUACAAAAGCAUUGACCGGAAGGGGUCAGAAACUAAUAGCUGCAUCUCAGGGAAUGACUUCUCCUGGAGCAUCAAGUGGAAUGGCAAGGGAUUCUCUGCAUGGCACAGUGAUGUGGAGAUGCCACUAGAAACGGACACAUUCAGCAGAAUCGGCGUCUACCUGAACUACCCUAGAGGGACUUUGUCCUUUCAUGGGAUCACUUCUGAUACCAUGACGUUGAUACACGAGUUUGAGUGUGAAUUUGCUGAGCCACUGUACCCUGCCUUCUGGCUUUCAAAGAAAGAAAAUUCUGUUAAGAUAAUAAGACUGGGGGAAGAGGCAGAGAAAAUCCCAGUUUCUUCCUCUAAGGAAGUCCUUUCUUCAAAUGCAAAUUCAGCAUCUGAAUUGAAUGCAGCAGCCAGGACCUAGGAUGUGGAUGAGUGCUACUGUUGUAACAAGUAGUUGGGAAUAUAUGUUACUGGGGUUUCAAGAAUGGGUUCCAUAACCAAAGCUGGUUUCAAGAAUCCCAUACUCUAGAGAUGGAAAAGACCUGACUUGAUCUUGAUGCUUAAUCCAUCCUUCAUGCUGGCCUCUCUCUGGGGGUCAGCACUGAUUGCACCCUCAAUAUAUUUUUGCCUAUUUUGUUCAGUGUGAUUUUAACUUCUCUUAAAAGGACCAGUAUUCCACCACUCCCCUGGGAACCUAUUCCAACUGGGGACCCAAUUCUGAUCUCACUUACGAUGCAUGGAGUGAGGUCAAUCAGCAUAGAUCUUUUGAAAUUAGUGGGACAGGGGUGUGUUAUACCGGCUGAAGAUCUUUAGUGGAGUUACACUACAGUAACAUCAAAAUGAUAGGAUUAGAUACCAACCCAAGGACUGGUAACCUGAAUCUUUCAAAACUCAUAGAUCUCCUGAAAAAAAAUCCCAGUAGCUUAAACAUCAUCAGUUAAUUUGAAAGAAUAAAUUUCUUAUUAAAGGAGA
This is a messenger RNA of Alligator mississippiensis (American alligator), 2537 nucleotides long. It is a transcript of the gene TRIM16, whose product is annotated as tripartite motif containing 16. Bases 208 to 1986 code for a protein of 592 amino acids. NCBI's taxonomy places the organism in Eukaryota, Metazoa, Chordata, Crocodylia, Alligatoridae. The record is from RefSeq and is a predicted model, not a curated record. Gene Ontology annotation, molecular function: protein binding; zinc ion binding. The transcript is spliced from 6 exons.